Molecule: messenger RNA, 6367 nt
Organism: Aedes aegypti (yellow fever mosquito)
Lineage: Eukaryota; Metazoa; Arthropoda; Insecta; Diptera; Culicidae
Gene: Graf
Product: rho GTPase-activating protein 26
Biological process (GO): signal transduction
Cellular component (GO): cytoplasm
Molecular function (GO): GTPase activator activity; protein binding
Source: RefSeq, a predicted model, not a curated record
UGGCUUCGUCAGUUCAGUUCAGGUUAGUUCGUGGAUGGAAACGCGAGUGUUUUUCGCUUAGCUCCGCACCUGGCUGCCAGUAGUGCAAUCGAAUACGCGUGUGUGUUGGUGUUGUGUUUUCUCUGCGCCUACUCUGUUGCUAUUCGCAUUCUUUCACACAACCGUUCGAUCUCUUUGUGGAACAGACGAAUGCGGAGGGGAAGGAAGAAGAGACAGGCGAUAAGAAGAGAAAAAAAAUAUUGUUCGGUCAGUGCAACAAUAAUGUUUUCGUUAAUUCUGCCUAUUUAGCUAUUGUUGAUCAAAACUAAAUCGUGUCCUGUUUGGAGGUGAGGAUUGGAGCCGUGCUUUCGUGUGUAAAAAGGCUCCGAUUAAUUGAUGAAUGGCGGUUAAAAUCCGACCCAAAAAUGAAUCCGAGUGGUGAUUUGCGUGCGUGAAUCAUAACAAAAGUGGCAGAAAAAUUCCAUUGAAGUGUGUGGAUCUCAAAUCACAGGAGGCUGUUGGCUGCUUGCUGCUGAUGCCUGUUGAGUUUCUUUUUCUUCUGCUGUUGGUGUUGUUGUUGCUGAUGCUGUAGGUGUUGAAAGGCUGCUAUGUUUUUUUGGUGAUGACGUUUUCGUGUUAAAAUAACCGAAAAGUUAAGAAGUCGAUACUGGGCUGCUGGGAUGUGAUUCAAUGGUUCUCGCAUUCCGAUGCACAUUCAUUGAGAGAAUCGUUAUGUGCACGUAGACGGGGGUGAAUAUCCAGAUUAAAUCAAACUUUACACAGAAAGUUUGAGUUUGCCUGAUAAAAAACAACUAGUGCAGUUACCUUGCAUUGCACCCUGUUGCACCGUAGACAGCAGAAAUAUCGAUAAAUAAAAAAAAAAAGAAUAGCUUCGUGACUGCAUUCGGGCCAAAGUAUGGUCCGCAAUGAAUGUGAGUGAGAGAAAAUGUAUUGAUUGAAGAGUAACCUCCAGUUAGUGUUAGUCCACGAGUGUCGGCCGAGAAAUGGAAGGAAACGGUAAAGUGAUGGCGUAAAUAAAUUCAGGAAAAAUCACAAGAUAAGAUAAGCAACAUUUGCUUAGACCAUCAUUCACAUUUGAGGGCCUCCGAUGAGUUAGUUGUGUGUCGCGUUGCAUGUGUGUAAAAAAUUGGUGAGAAGUCGAAGAAAAAUCACUCUCCAAAGUGUAAGUGUGUGACGACAUAUACGGAAUAGAACCGAACCGGCCUCGAUAUGGUGAUAGGCAAGCUGCAACCGCUGGAGUUUACGGACUGUCUGCUGGACAGUCCGGAAUUCCGAGAAAAUCUGAAUCAGCACGAGAAGGAGCUGGAGAAGACCAGUCAGCAAAUCAAACGGAUUAUCAAAGAAGUGAAGGACCUGCUGGCAGCUGCUAAAAAUCUGUCCCGGGCGCAGCGAACUCUGUCCAAGAGUCUCAACGAAUUCAACUUCGAGUGCAUCGGAUCGACGCAAACCGACGAUGAACAGGUGAUAGCAGAUAGCCUUAAGCAGUUUAGUAAGCUCAUAUCGGCGAUUGAAGAAGAACGCGAUCAUAUGCUUGACCGAGCGCACGACCAGAUCGUGGGGCCUCUGGAGGAGUUUCGCAAGUGUCAUAUAGGGGGCGUGAAGGAGAACAAGAAGAAGUACGAUAAGAAGACGGCCAAGUUUUGCCAGGCGCAAGAAAGGUUCCUCAACAUGUCCUCCAAAAAGCCGGGAACUGCAGUCGUGGAGGCGGAUGCAUCAUUAGGAAUGCUAGAAAGGGAAUACCUGCAGGAAUCCCUCAGUUAUGUUCUGGGAAUUCAGGAAGUACAGGAAAGGAUAAAGUUCGAGUUUGUGGAAAUUAUUUUAAGAUUCAUAUCCGAUUGGCUAGUAUUUUACCACCUUGGCCAUGAAGUAGCAGAAGAUGCCAAAGACUAUCUAUCAGAACUCCAACUUAAAGUUCAAAAGGGCAACGAAAACGUGUAUAUUAUCUUCCGUAGGGUGUAUCUACAAGGGAAAACUUUUGAUGAAAACGUAGGCAGAAGGCGCAAGGAACUAAAACACAGAUACAUGGAGAGUAAAAUGAAACCAGAGAGUGAAUUCACCAAGCAGGGCUAUUUAUUUCUUAUGGAAAAAAAGGCAUUCACUGCAACAUGGUCCAAAUAUUACUGUACGUACAAAAAGCAGAACAAAAAGUUCUCAAUGCUUCAAUUCAACCAAAUGUCAGGUCGAUCGUCGUCGACCGAGGUGUUAACGUUGGCAUCGUGCACGCGAAGAUUGUCCGAGUUUGAAAAGCGAUACUGCUUCGACUUGAUCUUCGACGAACGGCCUGCCAUCACGUAUACGUUUCAAGCCUUGAGUGAAGAAGACCGCAAAGCAUGGCUAAACGCAAUGGAUGGCAAAGAACCGGUAGGAGCACCUAUCCAAUACCGUCGACGCAUCCACAACGAAGAUGGUAAUCUAGAUGAAGUUGGUUUCGCCUUUGUGCGGAAAUGUAUAGAAGUACUAGAACGACGGGGGCUGGAGGAAGAGGGUCUGUACCGCAUAGGCGGAGUGAGUACAAAGAUAACGAAGUUAUUGAACAUGGGACUAGACAGAAAAAAGACUGAACAGGAUAGAUUGAUGUUUUUCAAUGAUGAGCAAAGCUCGGAUGUGUUAGAAAGUAAGACGAUAGCGAGCGCACUGAAACACUAUUUAAGGAACCUAAACGAACCGUUAAUGACAUUUCGGUUGCACCAUUCGUUCAUAGCCUCGGCAAAGCAAGAAACACGAACACAGCGAAUAAACGACGUUCACACGUUGAUCCACAGGUUACCUAAGAAUCACCUCGAAAUGCUGGAUAUCGUCAUCAGGCAUUUGAAAUCCGUUUCCCUAAAGUCGGACAAGAACAAGAUGUCGGUGUUUAACCUAGGAGUAGUAUUCGGACCAACACUGCUGCGUGCGGCAGAGGAAACUGUUGGCAUAUUAGAUAUCAAGUUCAACAACGUUGUGAUAGAGAUGCUGAUCGAAAAUUAUGAUAAAAUCUUCAAAACGCAACCCGGGAAGAGUUCGGAUUAUUUACCGCAUACCAAUACGAGCCCACCGGUAGCAAUGCCACGAUCUUACGGAAGAAUCGAUGGGGGUGGCGGCGGAGGAGGAGGAGGAGGUGGCGGAGGAAGUUACGUGAAAGAACGCGGUUCAACCUACUCGCAACCUGUGGUGCGUGUAGUCGCCAAAUCCAACUACACCGAACCCGUAAUGUCCUCUAGCCUUCAGAACAUUUCCAAUGGAUUAUCUCUGUACAGUAAAGGAACUAAUCACUAUCCCACCUAUGAAGCAAAACCUAAGAUCAUCACUUCGAUGAACAACUCGACGCCAUUCCUGUUGCGGGACACAACCCUGUCGCCUCGUGAAAUAAGUAUAGAUACCCGGGAAACGACUUAUCUUAAAUCAGCACCAUCUACUAUCACGAUUAGUAGUCACAACAGUCCUCCUCCUCCUAGUCACAAUCAUCAUCUGGUACGACAGGACGGCGGUGGAGGAGGAAGCAGUCAGAUAUAUCAGAGCGCCUAUCAGUCCCAUCUGCUACACAAUCGUGGGGAGCCGAUGUCUAUGGUUCGGGGUGGCAGUGCCGGCUCGGAUACCAUCUACGGAACUACCACGUCCAUGCACAAAAUGGGUCAUUCGAAUCCGAUGACCAGCAGCGAUUCUAAUCUAACAAGCACUAGGAAAGACCUCUCCAUAUACGAUCGAAUAAAUUCCACUAGCAGUUCAAACGAAUCGGUGUGUUCCUCAUCUAGUCGUGAUUUAAAUCAUUCAUACGGAGGAAGCACUCGAGUUAUGCCCAGCUGGGAGUAUGGCACGGGGAACGGAAGUAUCGGUGUAGUCAGCAGUGCACUCAGCAAGUUUUCCAUUCGGGACGAUUCUAGUCAAGGUUAUAUCCCGAAGAAGACGCAACGCACGAAAGGUCUCACCCGCCAUACCAAACUAGUGACGCCUAGGGAUAAUCUUCGGGUGAGGACGUUAUAUGCAUGCUUAGCGGAAAAUGACGGAGAACUCUCAUUUGAACCAAAUCAAAUAAUUACCAAUGUGAAACGUUCCAACGAACCAGGCUGGCUGGAAGGCACUCUCAACGGGAAGUCAGGUUUGAUUCCAGAAAACUACGUAGAAGUACUAAAGUAAUCCGAAAGACAGCUGUUUACCACAAAAUCCACCAAAUAACAAACAUGUGAGCCUACAAUCGUCAGAAUCGAAUUGUUUGUUCAACACAGAAACGUACCAUAUAUUGUGUAGUUUAUCGAUUAAGUGUUAACUGUAAAAAAUGAAACUAAAAAGGAGAGUUCGGUGAACUGCAUUCUAGGAAUUUCCAUUCGCCUUGCAUCUGGAGAUAGUUCGGGUGGAUCGUGGAAAUUCCUUCUACUUGAGUCAGUAGGGAAAAUAUCAGGAUAUCAUAAUCACAAUCCCGAAAAAUUACAAAAGAUCUUUGUGUAUUUUACUGAAGGAUUUUUCACACGUAUGUUUAUUUUUGAAAAAUUUACUCAGAACUAAAACGGAAUGGCGAUAAACCACUAAGACUACAAACUACUAACAAUGGAUCCAUUUAUGUCAUUUUACCACCAGACAAGGUUAAAAACCAUUUUCAAGAGAAAUACAAACAAAAUCAAGGCUGUUAUCUAAAACAAGUAGCAUUGGCACAAUGAAAAUCACAAAUUUGCUAAACUUUUUAUUGAUUUUAUCGCUGAAGUAAUUUUAGAAGUAGAUGGAUUUUGAGCAAAGCUAGCUGACCUAUUGUUCCGUACUUAAUAACAAAUAAAUGACCGAAGUAGCAGAUCGUUACGGUAGAGUCAACUAUUCAAUCAGGCACUAAAGAACCGAAUGCAAGUUAUUCUAAUAGACAACAUCGAAAGACCUAGCGGCGAUGAGUGAUGUGUUCCGAACGCAUAGCAGAGUAGCGUAACGUAAAAACAAACAGGAUCACAAUAACAAACAUAAAACACCAAUAUAAUUGAGAUAAUGCAAAUAUCUAUAUUGAACAAUAUAAAGCAUAAACUUUGUACAUGUGGAAGAUGUAUAAGAAUGGUUAAACGAUAAAUAGCACAUUGUGUAACUUUACAAAACAAACAUCAUUCAUCGUGGCCGUACAUCACCUGAAUCUUCUAUAAAACCGCAAAACUUUCGUCACCAUCCGCGUGUACUUUAGACGCACCACAUCGAACUGGGGCGAACAAUCGUUGUCGGGAAAUACAUUAUCGUUGCACCGUCCACGUCUUGCAGUUGCUUGUUUAAAAUCUAAAAAAAAAGCUAGAUAGUCGCUUUACACUCAUUCACAUGUAAGCAUUCGAUGUUUUUUUCAUUUUUUUUUUUUAUUAUUUUCAGUUAAGUAGGUAUGAACCGAAAAGAUUUUUAAUUGAUUUCGGUCGACAAAUUAUCAUGCUCUUUGAAGUGAUCCGUUAUUCUCAAAAACUCGUAUACGUUAUUUAGACUCUUUAUGUGCAUUUAUCUGAUGCUUUUUAUAGAUGAAUUGCAUAUUUUUGCUUUUCUUCGCGAAAUAGGCUCCAUUGAUAAACACUAUCCAAACACAUUUGCCUAGGUACCUAUCUAUCUGUGAUCAUGCACUUUAUCUUGAUGAUCAGCAUCAACUCUCAUUUCAACCUACUUUCUAAUGUCGAAACCGGUGAAGAACGUCUCCGUUAUGUAUCCGCAUUGUAAUGCGUGUUGCUGCGUGUGCAUGUAAUCGUGCCUCUACAACUCCGUUGGCAAACGACGGUUAAUCGCACGCUCAAGUGUCUUAUCCAUGCAACUCAACAACGUAAUCGGUUCAUAUCCCUCGUCGGCGUCUUAUGCUUCUCAGGUUUGGGUUUAUAGUGUCCAAAAGAGCUAAAAUGUCGACAGUAGGAUGAGCCCUGAGUAUACUGACCAAAUGUCACGUCCAAGGGCCCAUGUAAGCUCGUUUAAGUCGAACGUCUAUGUUAUUGUAUGAUUCAAGACUACAUCGACUUUGUCAGCGAAGCCGAACUCCGCUUCGGCCAACAAUUCCGCUUGCAGGAAGUUUGCAUUGAAACAGUGGUUCGCUGACACCUUGGCGAAGUGCUCAGCAAAUGUCUUUAGUUUUACAAAGGCGAAAUCGAAGCAAUGCCGAUAUUUAACAACCUGAAGAACUUGAUUUUCUACAUGAAUUAACGUUAUAAGUUGUUAGUCACUCAAAUUGGCUGGACGCGUUUUUACUCCAUACCCUCCCAAUAGGUUAUGGGUCUCCAUAGAAACCUGCCAAACAAAGUGAGAAUUUCUUCUUCGCUGUGCGUAAGUUAGUCGCGUUUGGAAGUUUUUCGCCAUUUUUCCGAAGCAAAGGAUGACGUCGCCGGAAAAAUUGGGCGUAAACCGAUUGAACGGAAGCAACUAUUCUUGCCGGAAAUUCAAGGUCGAGCUACUACUGGUU